Molecule: messenger RNA, 1972 nt
Organism: Ctenocephalides felis (cat flea)
Lineage: Eukaryota; Metazoa; Arthropoda; Insecta; Siphonaptera; Pulicidae
Product: translation initiation factor IF-2-like
Exons: 6
Coding region: 141-1820 (559 amino acids)
Source: RefSeq, a predicted model, not a curated record
GCCGUGUGUUACGCAUCGUCUUAAUAUGACAGAACUGACAGCGGAAUAAAUAAUUAUUUUAUUGAAACUAGUGAGGAACAGAUAUUGUUAAAGUUUGAUAUUAUUUCUUAUUAAUUACCUAUAGUUGAGUUAAUAACAAAAUGCAUCUGAAAGUGUCCUUGAUUUGUUUUGUGAUCUGUGCGGUGACUUUGAAUCAAAUCUGCGAUGCCAAAAGAUACGGCGGAGGGGGCAGCCUCAGUCGGAGUUCGAAUAGAGGAAGCUCGAGAAGGACAGGUACCAACUAUGGGGGCGUGAGCAAAAAUCGCCCAGCACAAACUACAUCUACAGGACAGCUGAGUCAUACAAAUUUGGCCAGUCUUAGCUACGCCGGUUAUAACCAAAAAGCGGCGCCAAAACCUCAACCAAAACCAUCAGCUCCUGAGCUACCGAAGCAACACGCACCACCAGCGCCAGCUCCAGCGCCGCAACCUAACCCAGGGAACUCAAGACCUGUGGGCUGGAAUGUAGAUGGUAACCAUCCAGCACCACAACAGGGAAUCGGCUUUAAACCAGAGGUGACCGCUACGAGACAAAAUGCAGGCUCUCUGAAUUCACAAAAUGCACAGCCUCAUGGUCUACCUCAGCAGCCACCUCCAUAUGGCUCCAUUGCUGGUCAUAAUACUGCACAAGGAGUACCCCAAGGAGCACCUCCACCAUACACGCCUCAUGCUGCAGGUGGAGCUAAUCCUUACGGUGGUCAAUAUCCACCGCCCUACAGUCCUCAUCAACAAACAGGACUUGCACAUCCAUCAGGAGUCAAUCAAGGAUAUCAACCAGGUGUGAAUCAUGGUGCUUAUCCAAAUCAAGGAGGAUAUCCCAAUCAAGCGGGUUACCCACAUCAGGCUGGUUAUCCACAACAGGCUGGUUAUCCGCAACAGGCUGGUUACCCCAACUCUCAAGGAUAUCAUCCAAAUCCAGGAUAUCAACCUGGAUAUCCUAACCAAGGCUACCACGGUGGUUUCGGUCAAGGUUAUCAUCCUGGUUAUGGAAAUCAAGGAUUUGGAGGAAUGGGUGGGUACGGAUCCUAUCCUGGCUAUUACAACCAGCGCAGUGGAUCCAGUUUUCUAGGAUUUGGAAGUGGUCUUGGCAUAGGAAGUUUAGUAACUGGUUUGGCUUUAUGGAGUUUUGCUCGAGGAUCUAAUUCCCAUAGCGUAGUUAAUGUGUACGACUCGCGAACUGGAGAAGCCUCAAACAUUACCUCAUUAAAUCAUCCAUGUAUAGCAGAUAUUGUUAAUGGAACAAACGCGACCUCGGUGACUGUAAUUUUGGCACCAAAUUGCACAUUUGUAUCUCAAGACAUGCAGGGUGCAAAUAAUUUCACAAUCGAUACUGCUGAAGCACAGAAAGAGAUUUUGACAAAUGGAACUGAAUCAUUGGAUUUGAAAGAGAUUGGUUUAGGAGGCUUGAAUUUAACAGGAGUAAAUUUGACAGAGGCAGUUGGUAAUGAUACGAAUUUGUUACAUCUAAAUACUCAAUUUAACAUGACGGGGCCAGAUGGAAUGCCUCCUCCUUCCAUGUUUUUACCAGCAGCUACCGAACUUACAAACGUUGAAGGUGCUCCUAAGGAUAUUAACACAAUGGCCAACAACCCUGACACGGGCGUCCGUCCUUUAUCGGACAGUAAUGCCGAUGUCAGCAAUGGGGGCGGCACCCUUCUUGCCCAAGCUGGUGCUACUUCGCAGGCUCAGCUGGCAACCAGUGGCGCAUAUUCUGUUUUAUUAAAGAAUUUUAAUAUAUCCAUACUUGGUGUAAUUGCUCUGAUAGUUCGUAUUGUAAUAUAAAGUUCUAUUUGUUUGCACUAGCAGGAAUGGUGCAAUGCUUUUUUUAAAAAAAAUGUGAACAAAAAUUUCAAUGAUGAUAUAACCUUGGCAUCUUUUAAUUCUAUAUUAUAUCACUAAUUCGGAUAGUUCCAUAUUAAUGCAUCUAAAAAGCA